CAAUGCUUAUAAAAUCCUAAUUCCUAGAUUUACAAAAUUUACUAAAUCCUUCAAAAGUAAAAUCCUUCUUUUACAAAAACAGCCCCUUAGGUUUUUAACGCGCAGCAAAUUCUAACCCUUGAAGGUUUCUUAAAACUAUAAAGUCUGCUAGUCACGUCUUCUUAUCUACUCUCUCUCUCUCUCUCUCUCGAUGACAAAUAUAAAAUUGCUGCCAUCUCCAGUGAUCUCCAUGCUCCUCCUACCUUGCUUCACAACCCUCUUCUUCCUCAUCAAACCUCUUUUAAAAAUCCUUCUUACCCAGGAAACAAUGUCCCUCACAUGGCCAUUGAACUUCGACUCCAUCGAUCGCUAUCUCAGCGUUUUUGAUCAAGACUUGUCCAUCUUAGAUACAGAUGUCGGAAUCUCUAAGUACAGACAAACACCAGGGGAACAACUGAAGUGUGUUUUCUGUCUCUCAGAUAUCAGCGAAGGAGAGGAGAUCCGAAAACUAAGGUGCGGCCAUAUUUUUCACCGGAUUUGCUUAGACAAAUGGCUCAAGUAUCAGAGGGUCAGUUGCCCUCUAUGUCGCUCUUCUUUGGCUUCAUUAGAGGUGAAGGAGAAGCUUGAUGAGGCAUGGGAGGAAGAGCCUGAGGAUUCUGGUCCUCCUCUACUGGCUUUUGUUCAAAGUGAAUGGUGGGGGAGAUGUAUAUAUUCUCUUGGUUGAAAGAGGAUUUGUAGGUGGUUUGCCUCUGUAGCUAGCUUAGAAUCACAGCUGGAAGAAAGAUUAUUGUUGCAAUAACUGUUAGUUAGUCUUCUCUUUUUCUUCAUUUGCCUGAACUGCUGGUUUGAUAGCUUAUGAUCCUUUUUCAUGUACAUAAAUAAAAAUUGGACACUUCUCCUUUCUUUUUUCCUCCUUCAA
This is a messenger RNA of Dendrobium catenatum, 898 nucleotides long. RefSeq names its product NEP1-interacting protein-like 1. The record is from RefSeq and is a predicted model, not a curated record. The coding region runs from base 191 to 703 and encodes 170 amino acids. Lineage: Eukaryota; Viridiplantae; Streptophyta; Magnoliopsida; Asparagales; Orchidaceae. The transcript has a single exon.